AUGAAGGAUUUAGGUGCUGCAAAAAAGAUUCUUGGGAUGGAGAUUCGCAGGAAGAGGAGCUCUAGGAAAUUAUGGCUGUCUCGGAAAGGCUACAUAAAGAAGGUCUUAGAAAGGUUUGACAUGGCAAAUGCAAAACCGGUUUCUAUACUUUUGGCGAAUCACUUCAAUCUCUAUCAGUCUCCUAAGUGUGAGGUCAAAAUCAGAGGUAUGGAACAAGUUCCUUAUGCUAGUGCAGUCGGUUGUCUUAUGUAUGCUAUGGUUUGUACAAGACCAGAUUUGGCUCAAGCUGUUAUUCAGAUCAGCAAGUACAUGGCGAAUCUUGGGAGAGAACAUUGGAAUGCUGUGAAAUUGGUUCUCAGGUAUUUGAAGGGUACAACUGAAUAUGGACUUAUGUUUAGAGGCCAGAAAUGUGGUUCAGUUGUGGCGUAUGUGGAUUCAGAUUAUGCUGAAGAUUUGGACAACAGAAGGUCUACCACAGGGUAUGUUUUUACAUUGGCUGGAGGACCUAUAUGUUGGAGAUCUGUGCUACAAUAUGUUGUUGCAUUGUCUACCAUGGAAGCUGAAUACAUGGCAUUAGGAGAUGCUGCAAAGGAGGCAUUAUGGGUUCAAGGACUUGUGACAGAAUUGGGUGUUGAGCAAGGUGGAGUUCAGCUACAUUGUGAUAGUCAGGAUGCAAUAUUUUUGGCUAAGAAUCAAGUGUAUCAUUCAAGGACGAAGCAUAUUCAUAUGAGGUUUCACAAGAUCAGGGAGUUGGUGGCUUCUGGUGAGAUCAUUCUGGAGAAGGUGCAUACGUCAGAGAAUGCAGCUGAUAUGUUGACCAAGGUAGUCACUGCGGAAAAGUUCAAGCAUUGCUUGGAGCUGCUCCAUGUCUUCCAAUGCUAA
Microthlaspi erraticum is the source of this 882-nucleotide messenger RNA. The record is from the annotation of a GenBank genome assembly. NCBI's taxonomy places the organism in Eukaryota, Viridiplantae, Streptophyta, Magnoliopsida, Brassicales, Brassicaceae.